AUGACGGAGAAACGGAGCUCGCGCCGAUCCUUCCGGCCGUGGAUCGUCCUCGCGACGAUCGGCCUGCUCGGCCAGCUGCAGCAGGCCCGCGGCGAGAUCUACACCAAGAUGUUCUCCAGCCAGCAGAAUCCCAGCGAUCCGUGCUACGACGAGGACCGGCCGCGCCGGUGCAUACCCGACUUCGUGAACGCGGCCUUCGGCGCGACCGUCGAGGCGUCGUCCACGUGCGGCACCGGCGGGCCCACCCGCUACUGCGACGUCACCGACGAGCCCGGCGGCACCACCGGCAUCGGCCACUGUCACGUGUGCGACGACAGCACGCCCCGGCGACGCUUCCCCGCCAGCUAUCUGACCGACCUCAACAACCCGAACAACGUCACCUGCUGGCGCAGCGAGCCGCUCGUCAGCUCGCAGAGCUUCUCGGCGCCGCCCGACAACGUCACCCUGACCCUCUCGCUCGGCAAGAAGUACGAGCUGACGUACGUCAGCCUGCAGUUCUGUCCGCGCGCCGCCAAGCCGGACUCGAUCGCGAUCUACAAGUCCAUGGAUUACGGCAAGACCUGGCAACCGUUUCAGUUCUACUCGUCGCAGUGCCGUCGGGUCUACGGCAGGCCCAAUCGCGCGACCAUCACCAAGGCGAACGAGCAGGAGGCCCGGUGCACCGACAGCCAUCGUUACACCGGCGGUGACGGUAUGAACCCGGUCAGCAGGAUCGCCUUCAGCACUCUAGAGGGUCGGCCGUCCGCCGCCGACUUCGACAAUUCGCCGGUGCUGCAGGACUGGGUGACCGCCACCGAUAUCCGGGUGGUGUUCAACCGGCUGCACAUGCCGCACCAGCCGUCGAGCCCGGACUCGCUCAACGGCGAGGAGCAUCACGUGGCGGCGAUCGGGCUGGAGGAGCUGACGAAGCGGGAACGGGAGCGCGAGGAGCGCCUGAAGAAUCAGAAGAACGCGAUUCUGCACGUGCAGGACCCGCUGGUGACGGCACUGCCGUCGGUCCAUCAGGUGAUCGCGCCCCAGGAGAUGCAGUCGAACGACGCGAUCGACGCCGCGGUCCGCGACAUGAGCUUCGUGCCGGUCACCAUCUCCUCGACCACGACCACGCUCGCCAGUGUGGCGAUGAACGGCCUGGGCCCGGCCACCGCCACCAUGGCCCAUCACUACGCGGUGUCGGACUUCGCCGUGGGCGGCAGGUGCAAGUGCAACGGACACGCGGCGCGCUGCAUCCCCAGCAAGGACGGCGAGGUCGUCUGCGAGUGCAGGCACAACACCGCCGGCAGGGACUGUGAGCGAUGCCGGCCCUUCCACUUCGACCGGCCGUGGGCCAGGGCCACCGCCAGGGACGCCAACGAGUGCAAAGUGUGCAACUGCAACCUCCACGCGAGAAAGUGCAGAUUCAACAUGGAGCUGUACAAGCUGUCGGGCCGUGUCAGCGGAGGCGUUUGUCUGCAGUGCCGGCAUUCUACGGCAGGAAGGCACUGUCAUUACUGCAAAGAAGGUUUCUACAGGGACCCGGCGAGACCGAUCACGCAUCGCAAGGCCUGCAAACCGUGUGACUGCCAUCCGAUCGGAGCUUCUGGAAAGACCUGUAACCAGAGCAGCGGCCAGUGUCCCUGCAAAGACGGCGUAACCGGUAUUACUUGCAACAGAUGCGCCAGGGGCUACCAACAGAGCAGAUCGCAUAUUGCGCCUUGCAUCAAGAUACCCAGGGUCGUGCAGACGCAGGGCACGGCUGGCGAGGAGAGCGGCGAGCACGAGGAUGACGACGACGAGCGCGGAUACGACGGACGAGCUGAUCAGUGCGGAAAGUGUCGCGCCAGCACGAAGAGGCUAAAUCUCAACAAGUACUGCAAAAGAGACUACGCUAUUCUGGGCAGAAUAACGGACAGACACAAGAAAAGCGACGGCUCGCAGGCCGGCACAAGCGUAACAGGCACAUCCUGGAUCCGAUUCACUCUAAAUAUCGACUUCAUCUACAAGAAAAAUCCUAACUCGAGGCUCCGACGUGGCGACAUCUCCCUUUAUGUUCACUCGGCUGAUCUGGCUUGCAGAUGCCCCAAAAUCAAGCCUAAUAAAUCGUACUUGAUCCUUGGCCAAGAGAGUGACGGCGGUGGCCAAGGUGGACUCACGGUGACACAGAGGUCGAUCGUCAUCGAGUGGCGCGACGAAUGGCAUCGCCGAAUGCGCCGUUUCCAACGAAGGGCGAGAUCGUGCCAUUGAAAUGCUCGUACGUCGCGGAAAGAGAGGCAGAGAUAGAAAGCAUGAUGAAGAGAGAAAGAGAGAGAAAAAGAAAGAGAGUGA
Molecule: messenger RNA, 2301 nt
Organism: Wasmannia auropunctata (little fire ant)
Lineage: Eukaryota; Metazoa; Arthropoda; Insecta; Hymenoptera; Formicidae
Product: netrin-1-like
Exons: 7
Coding region: 1-2220 (739 amino acids)
Molecular function (GO): protein binding
Source: RefSeq, a predicted model, not a curated record